Molecule: messenger RNA, 1675 nt
Organism: Pseudo-nitzschia multistriata
Lineage: Eukaryota; Bacillariophyta; Bacillariophyceae; Bacillariales; Bacillariaceae
Source: the annotation of a GenBank genome assembly
CACCUCAUGUCGCACURAAUAUUAGCAUUAUCUACAAACAGCCAAGCAUAGGUUAUACGAGGCAUUCUACUUGGCAACCCAAUCACCAGUUUAUUGGGAGCGGAAGCGUGACUCGGCAUUAAAUUCAUGCAAACCACCGGCGGGUGCUAGCGACUUUUCUAUAGCAUGCAUGUGUUCAAAUAUUUCUUGAGCUAUGCGUUGAUUGCGACCACUGCUCAAGCUUUGAGUUUGGAUCGGCGCUCCGCCAUUGAAAGCAGUGUGGCCCUCAUAUCUCCUCUCGUCUCUUUGCAAACAUCACCAGAUCUUCYGCCGCAGUUGUCUUCGAUACUGGUAUCCGCAUCUAUAGAAUCAGAGGUGACUGACAAGAACCCAUUCUUUCCUCUGAAAGUAGUCAACGAUCCGAAUACAUACUCUGCCCUUUCGUACGCUCCACCAAGCAACGCCAACAGCGAAAGCACCCCCCUUAUAUUGGUCCUGCACGGAGCCGGAAAAAACGACAAGGACAUUCUUCUCGACCUUGCCGAUCCAUCCGGAGAACAUUCCGGCCUCAUUCCGAGCUUGAUUGCUUCGCACAGAGCACCACCGAAUCUUCUAGACAACUUUUGUGUUCUGGCUCCCUAUUCGUUCGGGAAACCGAGUUUUUACAACGAUUCCCGUGGCAAAAUACUGCAAUUUGUCGACUGGGCAAUACGGAAUCAAAACACGGAAGAGCUUCCGUUGCGAUUCGAUCCAAAUCGCAUCAUUCUUUUCGGCUUCUCCGAUGGGGCCACGGUUGCCGUAGAAUUGUUGACGACAAAACGAUUUGCUGCCGGUGUUAUUUGUAGCUACGGCUACAGCGGCAAGACACUCCCCUCUCAGGCCCUGGAAAGAUUGUCUGAUAUUCCUAUUUGGGUGUUUCAUUCGAAGGACGAUGUUAUUUUCGAUGUCAGAAACAGCGAUCGGCUAGUGCAACAACUUGAGAGUGUUAAUACUAUUACAAAAAAUGGUUCCACGGAUGGAUCCAUCCUUAAAUAUUCCCGCUUCGACAAGGAUCCCGAAAAUCUUCCUUCGCKUGUCAGGGGACAUAGCAUGGGAAUCACUGCUUCCAGAUCUAGUGAUCUUUAUGACUGGAUGAUCCAACAAAGACUAGCGUAUCCAUAGUCUAAAAACUUUUGUUCAUGCAGCUUCGGCGACCCCAAACUUGACACCCAAACAGCCGUAGUCGACAGGGAAUGAACCAACAUUUUACGGCUUGUGGGGCCGUCUAAAUUUUUAAUCGAUUGACUCAGUAGGCUUCCUUCGUCGCUCCUUGUCCAUUAACUCCCGCUAUUUUGGCAGUGCUGGAUGUGGUGUCUGCCAAUUCAUCAUUGGAGCUCGAAAGUGAUGAUAGAAUGAUAACCCAAAAGAACGAAACUAGAGCAAUGAAGCUUACCCGAAAGUGCUCGGGUAUAAUCGAAAACGUUAAGCAUUGGACGGGUGUCCAUAACCCCCAGAACUUAAAUAGCAGACCCUUGUUUUUGACGUCGUCCACAUAGUGUGCCAUCGCCUCUUUGAAUGUAUUCUUAGCAAGCAAAGCCUUCGAAUAGUAUGCGAUGGGUAGUGUCAAAAGUGGUGUUUGGAUACACAUGUCGCAAAAGACUUUCUUCAAAACGGUGAUUGUUGUUGUUUCGCUCCCAAAUAAAAAUGGAUAGAGAUG